Messenger RNA from Dioscorea cayenensis subsp. rotundata (Guinea yam), 1576 nucleotides. RefSeq names its product probable sodium/metabolite cotransporter BASS5, chloroplastic. The transcript is spliced from 9 exons. Gene Ontology annotation, cellular component: membrane. Bases 338 to 1294 code for a protein of 318 amino acids. Lineage: Eukaryota; Viridiplantae; Streptophyta; Magnoliopsida; Dioscoreales; Dioscoreaceae. The record is from RefSeq and is a predicted model, not a curated record.
UAGCGCUCUUGAAGAACAAGAUCGAGAUCAAGAUCGAGAUCUUUCUCUCGGGAUCAAUGCAUCCCAACGCGGUCUCUCUCAGGAGACCCAUCUCCGCGCGGCUCGGCAACCAUCCCCUUCUUCUCCACUCGUUGCUCCGCCGAGAAGGUUCUCGAUCCCUGGCUUUUCCCAGAUCGGGCUUCUUACUUAUCGAUGAGUUUUAUCAGUUAAUGGUGGUGAGAUUGUUCUUCGGAGAUGUGUUUCUGUGAAGGCAUCUGAUUCUUUGGAGUCUGGAUAUGGUGUUGAGGAUGCAUUUGUGCCGGAUCAGGAGGUGAAGCCGAGGGGUUUUGAUUUGUUGAUGAUUUUGAAAGGAGCGAACUCUGUACUGCCUUUUGUGGUGGCUUUGAGUACUGUUUUGGCUCUUGUUUACCCUCCUUCAUUUACAUGGUUCACUACCAGAUACUAUGCACCGGCACUUGGUUUUCUGAUGUUCGCAGUUGGGGUUAAUUCUAGUCCAAAGGAUUUUAUUGAAGCAAUCAAGAGGCCUGGAGCUAUUGCUGUUGGAUAUGUUGGGCAGUAUGUCAUAAAACCACUGUUUGGGUAUUUAUUUGGUACCAUUUUGGUUUCAGUUUUCCAUUUUCCUACUUCAUUAGGAGCGGGGAUCAUGCUAGUAUCAUGUGUUAGUGGGGCUCAGCUUUCAAAUUAUGCAACAUUUCUCACUGAUCCCGAUAUGGCUCCCUUAAGCAUAGUCAUGACAGCAUUAUCAACUGCAACCGCAGUUUUUGUUACCCCAGCUUUGUCAUUAUUGCUUAUUGGCAAAAAAUUGCCUGUGGAUGUGAAAGGAAUGAUGUCCAGUAUCACGCAGAUUGUAAUUGCACCAAUUGUUGCUGGUCUGCUUUUGAAUAGGUUCCUUCCAAGGGUUUGCGCGGCUAUCCAGCCUUUUCUCCCUCCUCUUUCUGUGUUUGUCACUGCUCUUUGUGUUGGGUCACCAUUGGCAAUCAAUAUUGGAUCUAUCAUCUCCCCUUUUGGAGUUGCCAUAGUGCUUUUCAUUUUUGGAUUUCAUGCAGCUUCAUUUAUUGCUGGAUACGUUCUCACUGGUUUUGUUUUUAAUAAGUCAGCUGAUGUGAAAGCAUUGCAACGAACAAUUUCUUUUGAGACAGGAAUGCAAAGCAGCCUUCUGGCCCUUGCUCUUGCAAAUAAGUUUUUCCAAGAUCCCCUUGUGGGUGUGCCCCCGGCCAUUUCUGUUGUAUUAAUGUCCUUGAUGGGAUUUUCCUUGGUCAUGGCUUGGUCCAAGAAGCAACAGCAAAAAUGUUAAGGACUUAAGAUUAUUCACCUAGUUAGGAUCGCUCACAAAUACAGUUUCUUUGGAGUAAAACUCUGUUAUCUUUAGGACUUCAUUCACCAAAAAAUGUGGUGCUGCUAUGCUCCACAACCAUUCACGGCUCAAAGGUGCUCAGCCACAGUUAGAUCCCAGUAUGUUCAUAUAUCACACUUCUAACUAAGGGGGAUGGGAUUCUAAGGAAGGAGGUCCAAUUUCCCAAAUACAUUGCUAUGAUGAAAAGAACAGAUUUAGAACAAUUUAAAUUUUUGAAACCAA